AUGGAGAUUCGGACGUUGUCCAUCUUCAGGGGGUGUUCGCAUUGCAGAUACGAUGGGCGUGGUCACCUCCAUGACCUUUCCGAGUAUGAUGCGGAGUAUACCACCUGGAACCGAGAUUACCAGCUGUCGGAGGAGGAGGCGAGAAUAGACGCCCUGUGUGAUGAAGAGAGGUAUUUAGCCUUGCAUACGGACUUGCUUGAGGAGGAGGCAAGGCAAGAGGAAGAAUACAAGCGGUUGAGUGAAGCUCUGGCCGAGGACGGGAGCUACAAUGCAGUGGGGUUCGCGUAUAGCAGUGACUAUUAUGACCCCUCAGAGCCCACGGAGGAAGAGGAGCCUUCUAAGCAGAGAGAGAAGCAGGAGGCUGAGAGUCUGGAGGAGAAUGAAGAGCCCUUUGUGGCCCCCUUAGGAUUGAACGUCCCUCCCGAUGUGGAACUGCCCCCGACCGCGAAGAUGCACGCCAUCAUUGAGCGCACCGCCAACUUUGUGUGCAAGCAGGGCGCCCAGUUUGAGAUCAUGCUCAAAGCCAAGCAGGCGCGCAACUCGCAGUUCGACUUCCUGCGCUUCGAUCACUACCUCAACCCCUACUACAAGUUCAUCCAGAAGGUCAUGAAGGAGGGCCGCUACACGGCUCUGGCCGAGAACAAGGGUGGAGAGAAGACAAAAUCGGGGGCUGACUCUGACAGUGAGGAGGAGGAGGACGACGAGGAGGACGACGGUAAUUACCUGCACCCGUCUCUCUUUGCUUCCAAAAAGUGCAGUCGCCUUGAGGAGCUUAUGAAGCCUCUGAAGGUGGUAGAUCCUGAUCACCCCCUGGCAGCGCUGGUCCGGAAAGCCCAGGCUGACAGCUCCACGCCCACCCCGCCUCCUGCCGAAGGCACGACUGGGCAGCCCCCCCAGGUGGAAUACCCCGCUGACUCCACAGUAGCAGCCAUGUACUACAGCUACUACAUGCUACCUGAUGGCACCUACUGCCUGGCUCCGCCCCCGCCCGGCAUAGACGUGGCCACGUACUACAGCAGCCUGCCCGCUGGUGUGACUGUGUCCGGCUCCAGCGGCGUGCCAGCCUCUGCCCCGCCACCUCCUGGGACCACACCGCCCCCGUCUACUGCAGAGACGAGCAGUGGGGUGACCUCCACUACCACCACCACCAGUGCCCUCACCCCUGUGGCUGCCAUAAUCCCCCCUCCUCCGGACAUCCAGCCUGUGAUCGACAAGCUGGCCGAGUACGUGGCGCGCAAUGGCGUCAAGUUUGAGACCAGCGUGCGAGCCAAGAAUGACCAGAGGUUUGAGUUCCUGCAGCCCUGGCACCAGUACAACGCCUACUAUGAGUUUAAGAAGCAGUUCUUCCUCCAGAAGGAAGGGGGCGACAGCACACAGGCCACGGCCACCCCAGAGGAGGCGCCGGCUGAGUCAGCAUCAGAGAGCCCGUGCGAGGCUGUGGACGACGGGGCAUCUGAAGACACGGCUGAAGGAGGAAGGGGAGCCCUGGGCAGGAAGGAGGCGGCAUCCAGCAAAGCAGUCCCCGAUGGAAAGCUCGUGAAAGCUUCCUUUGCCCCAAUAAGCUUUGCCAUCAAGGCCAAAGAAAACGAUCUUCUGCCCCUGGAGAAAAACCGUGUCAAGCUGGACGAUGACAGUGAUGAUGACGAGGAAAGCAAAGAGGGCCAGGAGAGCUGUGGGAGUGCCGCCCACGCCAGCCCGGCGGCAGCACCCCCCUGCGUGGUGGUCGAGGAGAAGAAGCCCCAGCUUACGCAGGAGGAGCUAGAAGCAAAGCAAGCCAAACAGAAGCUGGAAGACCGGCUGGCAGCCGCUGCCCGCGAGAAGCUGGCCCAGGCCUCCAAGGAGUCCAAGGAGAAGCAGCUCCAAGCAGAGCGCAAGCGCAAGGCCGCCCUGUUCCUGCAGACCCUCAGGAACCCCCUGACAGAGGCCGAGGCCUCCAGGGCCGAGGAGGGCCCCUUCUCGGGGGAGGAAGCCUGUGCUGUGCCCUGCGCUCCACCGACAGCGGGGAGACCCCUGCCCCCUCUAGAAGGCAAACCCGCCGACCGGCCUUCGAGCAGAAGCAGAGAUCCUCCCCGGGAAGAAGAGAAGGAGAAGAAGAAGAAAAAGCACAAAAAACGGUCUCGGACGCGAUCCCGCUCCCCCAAGUAUCACUCCUCAUCCAAGUCCCGGUCCCGGUCGCACUCAAAGGCCAAGCACACCCUCCCCAGCGCCUACCGGACAGUGCGGCGCUCCAGGUCACGUUCCAGGUCCCCGCGGAGAAGAGUGCGCUCCCCAGAGCGGCGCCGGGAGGAGAGGAGCGUCCCCACUGCCUACCGUGUGAGCAACAGCCCCGGGGUCAGCCGGAAGCGGACACGCUCCAGGAGCCCCCACGAGAAGAAGAAGAAGAGGCGGUCACGGUCUCGGACCAAGUCCAAGGCCAGGUCUCAGUCGGUGUCCCCGAGUAAGCAGUCGGCACACAGGGCGGCCGCCCACUCGGCCAGCAUCUCUCCUGUGGAGAGCCGGGGCUCCAGCCAGGAGCGCUCCAGGGGGGUUUCUCAGGAGAAGGACGGGCAGAUCUCGUCAGCGAUCGUGUCCUCCGUGCAAAGCAAAAUAACUCAGGACCUUAUGGCCAAAGUGAGAGCAAUGCUUGCAGCGUCCAAAAACCUGCAGACCAGCGCCUCCUGAGCCUGAGCCCAUGGCUGCCCACCCUCCCACCACCACCACCACUGCCGGGGUCAGCACAGACCAGGCCACGUUCAAGGCAUGUGAGGUGACAGAAUCGGAAGAGCCGGAAGCUCAUUGGCUCCGGUUUGGGGCAGAAACUGUCCGGCGCCCCCUCGCUCCCUUGGACACAUGGUGGUUUUGUAAAUUACUUUUUGAUGCCAUUUGCAGUUUAAGAUUCUGACCAGCAGUCUCCCCCGUCCCUGUAUAUUUGUAAAUAUGCCAUGUUUCUGUGAAAAUGUAUCAAAUAAAACCAGAGGAAGACACCUUUUUCUAGA
Messenger RNA from Echinops telfairi (small Madagascar hedgehog), 2975 nucleotides. It is a transcript of the gene SFSWAP, whose product is annotated as splicing factor SWAP. The record is from RefSeq and is a predicted model, not a curated record. NCBI's taxonomy places the organism in Eukaryota, Metazoa, Chordata, Mammalia, Afrosoricida, Tenrecidae. Gene Ontology annotation, molecular function: RNA binding. The coding region runs from base 1 to 2661 and encodes 886 amino acids. The transcript has 18 exons. Gene Ontology annotation, biological process: RNA processing; mRNA 5'-splice site recognition.